AUGACUUCAAAGCACAAGUCAUCGCGUGGAAAGGAGCAACAAAUGGAGCUUCUGCCAUUUACUGCGCUGGGCCAUGUUACAGCUGAGGACUCAUGGGGGGACAGCUGGAUGAAGUCACGUUAUGCCGCUGACGUUGGAUCUUGGAAUUACUUCCUGAAUUCUUGGUCGGAAAGCGAUCACACGUGGAUAGACUCCCGCAUGUCCACAGCAGAGGCAACUGGUUGGCUUCGUGAAUUGUUGGAGCCCCAUGUUGGAGGUGACAGAGCCUCAUCUCUGACAGUGCAUGGAUUGAAGGCUACCUUGUUGAGCUGGGCGGCCAAAAGCACCAUUUUCACAGCGGAUGAGCAAUUGGCAUUGGGGCAUCAUGUCAACGCCCAAUACAGGUCUGCCAUGAUCUACUCACGGGACAACCAGAUUGGCUUGUGCAAGAAGGUUCAUGCAAUGUUUGCGCGUAUCAGGGAUGGCACCUUUGACCCAGAUGCGACCAGGGUCAGUCGUUUGUUCCAGCUGGCUUUUGAGACAGCUCUUGAGAGAGAUGGAGGCAGCAGUGACAGCAGCUCCAGUGAUUCAGAGGAUGCAUCCUCUGUGGCCUCGUCAAAUGGAGAGCACUCAAGCUUGGGUCAGAAGACCACGUACAGACGCUUGGAGGCUGACGACAUUGAAGCUGACCAAUGUUUGAUCAACAAAAGCUCAAAGGUAAUUCACCUGCUGGCCGGAGAGGAGAGACCUUUGAGUUUUCAAUUUUGGUUUUUGCCUGUGCCAAUGGAAUCUGCUUCAACCACUCGUUUCAGGCGACUGUUUUUCGAGGCACAUGCGCUGUCUUUGGAGGACCUCAAAUCCAGGGCAGACAGGCAUGAUGAGGCCUUGCACUCCAAGGUUGACACUUCACUGGCGCUGGACAAUGCAGGUGGCUUACUCAAAGAUCUUCUCCGAUUGGGUUUGGGUCAACAAAGCAUUCGACACCCCCCGCUGGUGCCUGAGUACAAGGAGUUCAUACACCUGAGUGAGGUUUCUGCGCAUCCUGCUCAUAAACUGCUUGCUGCUCCACCACACCAUGGGGAAACCAACACUGAGCAGCAACUGGACCCGGAGGCAGGGCCUGUCAAGAGGCCCAGAACCACCUUCAAGUAUGGCGUUUGGCAUGAACCGGAAGAGUUUUUAAAGAAAGCUCAAGAGGCGAAACACCCAAUUGACCAAGAUUCCUUUCUACAUCAAAUUACAAAGGACGCCAUUGUACAAGUAGUUGGCACUUGCCCUACAAAGCUGGCCAAAGAGCGCUUGUCUACUGUUUUUCAUGUGAAGAAAUUGUCCACGGACCUUAAGCUGCGCGAGCAGGAACUCAAAGCAAGCCUGCACCCAGACGUCAGUCGAUGUGUCAAUAGCAAAAACAUACUGCUAUUUGAGCAGCUUCUACAGCAACAGAAUUACUGGGACAUGGGUGUUGUCGACCUUUUGAAAUUUGGAGUUCCUUUGGUUGGAUUGCAAGAACCGCCGGCUGGAUAUCAGCAGCUGUUGGUGCCGGCAAGCAUGACAGAAGACGAGCUGAUGGCGUCGGCCAAAUGGCGUAGAACCAGCAUAAUGCAAACAGCCAGACCGCUUACCAAUAGCGAGGAAGAUGCAUUGUUGGAGGCAACAGCUUCCGAAGUUGAAAAGGGCUUUUUGCAGGGUCCAUAUUCCGAAGCUGAGAUGUCAGUCCUGAUGGGAACCGAAUGUUGGUCACUGAACCCACGCUUCGUCCUGUUUCAAGGAGCCAGCCAAAAGGUGAGGGUCAUAGACGAUGCAAAGCAGAGCGCAGUUAACUCAGCGUAUUCGUCGACCGUGAAACUCCAGUUGCAAGACGUGGAUUACGCCGCAGCUAUGGUUCUAGGGGCUAUGCGCGAAGCUGGACUUUCAGAUUCUGAAGCUUUGGAAUGGCUUGGCAAAACUUUCGACCUCAGUAAAGCCUAUAAACAACUAGCUGUGCUGCCUGACCAUCAGCUCCAUGCCAUAGUUGGAUUUCCUUCUGGGGGGAAGUGGCAGUUUUACAAAAGUGUUUCAUUGCCCUUCGGCUGCACCGGAAGUGUUUACGGUUUCGUGCGCAUAUCACAAGCCCUUUGGUUUCUGCUGUCGAAACUGCUCAAAGCCAUUACGUCUCACUACUUUGACGACUUCCCGACGGUGGAGCGAUCGGAAGGUUGCAGGGUCCUGUCGUUGGCCUUCAGUGCGCUGCUCGACUUACUUGGUUGGGACCACGCAAAAGAAGGUGACAAAGCUCUCAACUUCUCCGCGACAUUUGACCUGCUUGGGGUAACGUUUGACCUUAGUGGUAUGAGCUUGGGCACCUUGGUUGUAAGGAACAAAACAAGUCGGAUCGAAAAACUGUGUGCGAUGCUUGAUCAGGUGGCAAAGGACAAAAACAUUUCCGCUGCGAAAGCGAGCGAACUCCAGGGGCUCCUCAAUUUUGCAGUCAGCUUCUACUUGGGCCGGAGCAUGAAGCAUUUGGUAUCUGCUUUUAUGCCUUUCGCCGACAAACCCCAGCAUCUCCGUGCUUCUGAUUUGGAAAAUCUCUGCUUGUACACGAAAACAAUGCUUUUGGAACAGCGCCCCCGCGUUCAUUCGGUCUUGAAUGUGGGACGCCCGGUGGUCGUCUUUACAGACGGAGCCUGGGAAGACGGCAUUGCCACUGCAGGGGCAGUCCUGAUUGACGGCGACGUCCGCCUUGCAUUUCAACUUGAGGUGCCGCAAGCUCUUGUAGACCAUUGGUUAGCAAACGCUGGAGAACAGAUAAUAUCGCAGGUGGAGCUAUGGGGCUUAGUUUUGCUCAAAUGGUCGCGCCGUGAGCACCUGCAAAAUCGCAGGGUCAUCGAAUGGAUUGACAACGAGUCGGCAAGGAUUUCAUCCAUAAAGGCCAACAGCCACUCUCCCACCAUGCGAUCAUUGUCUAGGAUGUUAGCUGACUUGGAUCUUCAAUAUCCAGCCUUCUCUUGGACGGAACGCGUAUGCUCUUAUUCGAAUCCAGCAGACUUACCGUCCCGCAACCGCUUGAAAGAAGCCAUGCAGAGGUUUGGCCUGGAUGAUGGCGGUGUUAUCAAAGCUCCUGCUGACUUAGUGAAUGCUCUUAUCCAAUUUCACCGAUCUCCUUACAUGCUGCUCACAACAACGGGGGAGAACCACUGA
Molecule: messenger RNA, 3156 nt
Organism: Cladocopium goreaui
Lineage: Eukaryota; Dinophyceae; Suessiales; Symbiodiniaceae
Source: the annotation of a GenBank genome assembly